Pteropus alecto (black flying fox) is the source of this 3011-nucleotide messenger RNA. It is a transcript of the gene CTSC, whose product is annotated as cathepsin C. Gene Ontology annotation, cellular component: lysosome. Lineage: Eukaryota; Metazoa; Chordata; Mammalia; Chiroptera; Pteropodidae. The record is from RefSeq and is a predicted model, not a curated record. Gene Ontology annotation, molecular function: cysteine-type endopeptidase activity. The coding region runs from base 106 to 1488 and encodes 460 amino acids. The transcript is spliced from 7 exons.
UCCGGCACUCGGGUUAUUUUAAGGCGCGCGUGGUCUGGGUGCCUGACUCCUCGCCAAGCUCCCUACUGCUUCUGGUCCCCCACUUCUCCUUCAAGCCCCUCCAGCAUGGGUACCUGGCCCGGCUCGCUGCUCGCAGCCCUCCUGCUGCUCUUCUACACUGUCGGCACUGCGCACUGUGACACACCUGCCAACUGCACGUACCCUGACCUGCUGGGCACAUGGUUCUUCCAGGUUGGCCCCGGAGGUUCCCGGCACGAUAUCAACUGCACGGUGAUGGGACCACCUGAAAAAAAAGUAGUGGUGCACCUUAAGAAGUUGGAUACAGCAUAUGAUGACUUUGGCAAUUCUGGCCAUUUCACCAUCAUUUACAAUCAAGGCUUUGAGGUUGUGUUGAAUGACUACAAGUGGUUUGCCUUUUUUAAGUAUAAAGAAGAGGGCGGCAAGGUGACCAGUUACUGCAAUGAGACGAUGGUUGGGUGGGUGCAUGAUGUGCUGGGCCGGAACUGGGCUUGUUUCACUGGAAGGAAGGACACUACCUCUGAGAAUGUGAACACAGCACACCUUCAGGGUCUCCAGGACAAGUAUUCUAAUAGGCCCUACAAAUAUAAUCAUGACUUUGUGAAAGCUAUCAAUGCCGCUCAGAAGUCUUGGACUGCAACCACGUACAUGGAAUACGAGACUCUUACCCUGAGAGAGAUGAUUAGGAGAAGUGGUGGCCAUAGCAGGAGAGUCCCCAGGCCCAAACCUGCACCACUAACUGCUGAAAUACAUGAGAAGGUUUUACGUUUGCCGACAUCUUGGGACUGGAGAAAUGUUCGUGGUACCAAUUUUGUUACCCCGGUUCGAAACCAAGCAUCUUGUGGAAGCUGCUACUCAUUUGCUUCCGUGGGUAUGCUGGAAGCAAGAAUUCGUAUACUAACCAACAAUACUCAGAGCCCAAUCUUGAGUCCUCAGGAGGUUGUGUCUUGCAGCCAGUAUGCUCAAGGCUGUGAAGGUGGCUUCCCAUACCUCAUCGCAGGAAAGUACGCCCAAGAUUUUGGGCUGGUGGAAGAGACGUGCUUCCCCUACACAGGCACUGAUUCUCCAUGCAAACUGAAGGAGAACUGCUUCCGUUACUACUCAUCCGAGUACCACUAUGUGGGAGGUUUCUAUGGGGGCUGCAAUGAAGCCCUGAUGAAGCUUGAACUGGUCCAUCAUGGGCCCAUGGCAGUUGCCUUUGAAGUCUAUGAUGACUUCCUCCACUACCACAAAGGGAUCUACCACCACACUGGGCUAAAAGACCCUUUCAACCCCUUUGAGUUGACUAAUCAUGCUGUUCUGCUGGUGGGCUAUGGCACUGAUCCAGCCUCUGGGCUAAAUUACUGGACUGUUAAAAACAGCUGGGGCACCAGCUGGGGUGAGAAUGGUUACUUCCGGAUCCGCAGAGGAACCGAUGAGUGUGCAAUUGAAAGCAUAGCAAUGGCAGCCACACCAAUUCCUAAGCUGUAGGAUAUACUUCUCAGCAUUUCAUACUGAUCACCAUCAGUCAUUAAAGGGGCUGAUUUAUUCACAGACUGGAGACUUUUACAGCAGCAGUUUCAGAAGAUUACAAAUAGAUUCCUAUGAAGAUUUUUGCCUUUAAAAUUAAAACCACUCUGAUUUUAAUAUACCUUCCCAUCACCACUGGCCUACUUUUUUCUAAGUACUCAAUUAAAUGAGGUUUUUAUGGAUGAUGGUGAGCUAUGCAGUACUGGAUUUUGCUAAUCUUUUCUAAUUAUUCAAACAUGUAUUUUUUUAAAAUCUAUAUAAAAUCACAAGAAAAUAUGGCAAUGAAUAUUAAAUUUUUAAAAAGAUUUUUGUAAAUGAUCAAGUGAUAUGUAUUAUUUGUGUUCAUUAGAGAAUUUUCACCAUUGACUCCUUCAGUUACAUUCAGAUCCACUUACGUUGCUUAUAUAAGUAUUUUAAGAAGAAAAGGCACUUGAAGGUAUUUCAAUUUAAAAAAAUACUAUGAAACUUUAUGAUAGGAGAUAUGUUCAAAUGAUGACUAGUGAAUGCUAAAAUCAUCCCCUGGAUAUUUGAUGAGCCAAAGGCCAUAGUGAAAAGAAAUAGAAGUUUUGAUAAAAAUCUGGAUAUUUGGUUAAACCUUCUUAUGGCAAUCCUGCAUUUGGAAGUAUUGGUUAGUCUUCAUUGGGUAAGCAGUAAUAGCUUAAUUAGCAGAAUAUUAGCAAUUUAGAUUUGAACAGAUCUUUAAGUCUCCAAGAGAUAGUUCACAGUGAAACCUUUCUGCUUAGUAAACUGAUGGCAUCUAUUGGAAAUGAUGAGUUAGACAAAAUUAGUUGGUCAGAGCUCUAAAACAUAAACAAGAACCACAAGUCUUCUGGAGCUGGAAGACACUGAAGAGAUCAGGCAACUUAACCUUUUUGCAUAGGAAAAGAAACUAAGGCUUAGAGAGAGGGCAAGUAACUGAUCCAAGGUCACGCAGAUGGUAAAAGAUGGAGUUUUGAUCAGAACCUAGAUCUAAGUUCUAUUCUCCUUGAGUGCCUUAGACACUGAAUCUUAGCAUUUUCCUCUAGAAUAUUCGAAUCACCAGGGAUACUAGAUGGAUGCAUACUUGGAAGUUUCACUUGACACGUUAAGUCUGAGUUUUAUUUUAAUCCUCAUACUUUUUGCAUUGCAAUUCACUACAAUGACAUUUUUACUCUCCUUGAACUGAAAUGGCAUUCCAGGAAUAUGCUCAUGUUUAAGGUGUUGCUUCUUGGGCUUGCUGGCACACUGAGACAUACCUUUGACCUUUUCACCACAAGGUAACACAGAAGCAGACACUCUGAAUGGCAGGCAUAGCCAUAGACCUGAUCAUCUGGAAAGCCUCCAAGGAAGUAUAUAUAUUUUUUGUUACUGUUACUGAUUGAAUGUAAUUUUAGUCCUAUGCUACGCCUAACCUUAUCGCUAUGUAAAAAUGUAAUAAGACUUUGAAAUCAAGCAUGAAUUUCUUUUUCUCUAAAGUUUAUAAAGGUACCACCUGUCAACUUUAA